AAACCAUCAAUAUGAUAGAAUGAGACACCGUCAGAUCAACUCUCACUUCAAUCUUGGAUGCAUUUAAUGUACUGCCGUGCCGUCGCUGAGCCCAUCGCGGAUUUUGACGCUGCCUAAGACAGUUCACGGUCUCUGCAGAUCUGAACGCUGCCUCCGACACCGCGUAUAAGAUCUCGGCGACCCAUCCCCGUCCACGAUUGCGAAUCUCACCGAUACCAACAUGACCUCUUCUACAAUCACCGACGAGGACUGGGGUACCUCUGAUAGCGCCACCCCACCAUCAUCCACAAUGUUUCCUCCCUCCAAUCCAGCUUCUCUUACUCGAGUUGCGCCUAAAGUGCAGGGCACAAACCUCAUCGAUGUCCUCUCCCUUUAUCCUAUCCUCCGCAGCGUUGCGUCAUACCUCACCACCAACGAGCUGAGGAACCUCGCCCUAUCCAGCUCCGGGCUAUGGGAAUGCACAAACACAACCGAUAUGACGCUCCGCGGCUUGAGUAUGCUCACAGCUUGCGACAAUCGAAAGCAUUUCCGCGACACUUUGGAGGCGUGCGAAUUGCACGAAGAACUCCCGACGUACGUGCCGAUAGAGUGCUGCAAGAAAUUCGAUGCGCAGCCUUGCGAGAGGUGCAACGCCAUGGUUUGCAGAGCCUGCCGCGGCACCUACGAAUCCCUCCAGCUCGACCGCAUUCCUUCCCAGGCGCGCGAACUCUACAUGUGCGAUUUCUGCAUGGAAGAAGCCUGCCCCUACGCCACCUCCAUCUCCGCCUCGAAGCCCUGCCUAUGCACCUCUGUGGAGACGGCGCGAGACCGCUGGCACUGCAUGUCGUGCGCCGUGAAGGUGUGCACCGACGACAUGGAGCGCCUGAAGCGCCUGUGCGAUCACUACAAGAAGAACUUGGUCAUACGCCGGCCCCAUCUCGAGUAUCACGAGGAGUACAGGGCGUACUUCCCGCCCGAGGAAGCGUUGCUGGUGAAUGCCGGGUUGAGCUUGCGGUUCAACGGUUACGAGGAGAAGGCCCUGGCUUGUGAGUGCGAUAGGAAGGCGAAUCCGGAGGUUGGGAUCGCGCAUUGCGCGUGCUGUGGCCUCGGAACGCGCAAGGGGGAUGUUGCGAUCGUAGGCUGCGCGUGGUGCGGUGCGCAGAUCACUAAGUCCUCUCCUUGCCCGCCUACGUAUCACAGGCAUGCUUAGGGGACUUCAAUACGGCGUCUAUGUGGGAAAAUUUUGGCUUCCAAUACCCCUUUUCUCUGCCAGUCAGCUUUCUUUGUAGUCUAGUCCGAGCAAAUCAACUCGAAAACUAUACUCGAGUUCUAUACGUUUACCGC
Mytilinidion resinicola is the source of this 1323-nucleotide messenger RNA. RefSeq lists its product as uncharacterized. The coding region runs from base 221 to 1189 and encodes 322 amino acids. The transcript has 3 exons. Lineage: Eukaryota; Fungi; Ascomycota; Dothideomycetes; Mytilinidiales; Mytilinidiaceae. The record is from RefSeq and is a predicted model, not a curated record.